AUGUCUCCUCUCAGUCGAUCAGCCUCAAGUCCAAAACUACGGUCGUCUUUACAAGCCGGACACCAUGGAAGCACUUCCUUCGUCCCCGGCGCUGGCAGAAAUGUAGCGCACUGCGUUAAAGGACCGAUCGACUUCAGCACGAACGAGUUGCGUUUUGCCGCCGCACUUCCACCUUCACCUUGUCUGCGUGGACACCUUUCUGGGACAUCACGCACAAGACUUUCCACUCGAACGCCCACAGCCAUUCCUCCGCCGAACUUCUCCGGCCUUACCUCUCGCUGUGUCGCCCGAGAGAUCUUGCCGCCUUGGCAAGUAAUGAGAGCACACGUUGGAGAGAGGCGGUCAACAACGCUUUCACCUCCGAGAUCGCAUUCAGGGUCUCCUAUUAUUCCGCAUUCGCUGUUCAGGCGCACCACACGACAUUGUGAGGACCGAGACGAAGAUUUGGUGUUGGCGAGCACUAUUGCUACUGCUGCCAACGUAGAAAAGAGGGAAAGCGGGAAAGACAAGCCCUGGACGCUGCUCGGGAUCUCGCGGACAUCAGUUCCACAGGGGGAAGUAACGGUGCCUCUUGCAGGUAGGAUUACUGGUAAGACAAUUGGAAACAGCUGGUCACUGCCAGAGGAUAGAGAAGCACCAAAUCAGGGAAUGCGGAAAGGAGGAGUAAGCCGGCAUGAGGCGGCGAGGCGGGAGAUUAUCAGCAGUGAACGUCGUCGAGACAUCGGAAGAGGAACUUCUAUAUCAGGUACACUGACCGAGAGGGAUCUAGGCACACGCCUUUUCCGUCUUAAUCGAUUUUCGUCCCGCGUGUCGGUGCCUCUGGCUGUGGAACCAGUGGUAGCCUCCUCAGCUGUGUCUCGGACCGGGGUUUCUUGCAGCUCGUGGCGUGCACCGCCCUGCAGCAUCCGCACGUCAACCGUCCGCAGGUCUGCUCAACUAGGAGUUUGUUCGUCGGCUGUCCACGCAUCUGUGAACUCCCUUCUUACAGACAUCCACUACACACGAGAGACCACGUCAGGGGCGGCAGCGGCGUUAGUCCGAGAAGCUGUGCAGGUUCAGUCCUUCGUCGACACACCGCUCACCACUUCGGGAGAACUCGCACGAGGGGACUUUUACUCGGGACGAUACAGAGAAUCUGUCCGAGGUACCGCGUCCAGAUCAAGGCGAAGGGACCGUCUACCCUGGGUCCCCGAAAGCCGCGUGCUUCCUCCUGUGCCUGAAGAAAGACUCCGAUCUGGACGCAUCGUGGCAGCUCCAUCUUUGGGAAGAGGGACAUGGGUCUCUCCGUUCUCUUGCAGCAGAAACAGCAACAUGAAUCGAGGCACAUCGCGGCGACGGGAUACCCAUGAGGGUACCGACCGGCACGAGGCAACGCGGGGGGCGGCGUUGUCAUCGCGGCGUGGAGGCACUUCUGGUUCUUCGUCUCUCGUUCUGCCUAGCCCGUCGUCCGUGGGCCGCCUUCUCGACCAGGCGGGUGUGUCUGAUCUCGAAGACGACCUUGUAUUCCACAUGUGGCUCGAGCAAGAAGCUGUCCUCGAGCGCGCCUUACCCCUCCAGGAUAUGUUGGCAGGAGAAGAGGCGCUCGAACGUGCGUUAAUCGCCUCGAUGACAGCCGUCGGGCGCAGAGACCUUGACCAGUUCCUUCUUAUGCUGCAGCAGCCGCUGCUCCUUCUGCAUCAGAGUGGUCGGUGGAGAAGCGCCGGAUUUGCAGGUGGGACUCCGAGGACGGGAGGGUGGGCGCGUCUGUGGGGGUUCGACAGCGCUGUUCGCGUGGCGGGGGGAUCGGUACGCCCUGACGCAGAGAGAAAUCAGCCUCUGUCAGAAGCGGAGAUUUCGAGGAGCACGCGCCGGUGGACAUUCACACGUGCGGCAACGGAAAAUAAGAAGGGAGAAGACGGAACAGCUCAGAAGAGUACCGAACGAAACUUGUUUGCCCCAACGACUGGUGAAGACAGCUUAGCCCCGCCACGCCGUCAAACGGCAGCUCGCAGCUGGUCUGGGAAUUUGUCUAGACCAGCAGCGCGCUCGUCAUACAGUAAACAAGGUCUGAAAUCUCCCCCGAUGCAGCCAGGCAUAGCGGCACAGCCGCCAGUACCUCCCGGAGCCAUCGGAAGUCGAGAGUCUGCCUCUGGAGGAUCCACGUCUGCUCAUUCGAAAGACAGUUCAGGGAGCCUGCUUGCGUCGUCCGGUGCAUCAGCCUCACGGAAUAUCGGCGGAGGGCGCACAUCGACCGACAUGUUGACAGGGAAUACGAAGCGCGAAGAGCUGGGACCCACCGGGGACAGCAAUCGCUGCUGCUGCAUCUGCCUAGCGGAGUACCAAACAGGAGACGACAUGAUGACGCUGAGGUGCAUGCACAUGUUCCACUACGACUGCGUCCAUGACUGGCUCGUCCACAGCGGCCGCCGAACGUGCCCCCUCUGUCUCGUGGCAAUCAAAGAAGGCGAGGGAAAGGGGGAGGAAGACUUCAUAGCCACGGAAUCGACGCCGAGAUACAGACAGCUUGAGGGCGAUGGGGAACGUGUGGGUGCGAAUAUCAGGCGUGAGACAGUAGAGGAAACGGGAGAAGGCUACGAGGACCCACGAGAGGAACCGUAA
Toxoplasma gondii ME49 is the source of this 2598-nucleotide messenger RNA. Its product is annotated as zinc finger, C3HC4 type (RING finger) domain-containing protein. The record is from RefSeq and is a predicted model, not a curated record. NCBI's taxonomy places the organism in Eukaryota, Apicomplexa, Conoidasida, Eucoccidiorida, Sarcocystidae. The coding region runs from base 1 to 2598 and encodes 865 amino acids. The transcript has a single exon.